This is a messenger RNA of Acanthopagrus latus (yellowfin seabream), 3610 nucleotides long. RefSeq names its product solute carrier organic anion transporter family, member 3A1 (gene slco3a1). The transcript is spliced from 10 exons. The record is from RefSeq and is a predicted model, not a curated record. NCBI's taxonomy places the organism in Eukaryota, Metazoa, Chordata, Actinopteri, Spariformes, Sparidae. Bases 1 to 2103 code for a protein of 700 amino acids. Gene Ontology annotation, molecular function: protein binding. Gene Ontology annotation, cellular component: membrane. Gene Ontology annotation, biological process: transmembrane transport; sodium-independent organic anion transport; prostaglandin transport.
AUGCAGGUGAAGAAGCACCGGGACUCGGACCGGAGCGGCGGGAACAUGCUGGAAGGAGACGGCCUCCGGAAAAACUCCUCCUGCUUCUCAAAUAUCAAGAUAUUCUUGAUAUCGGAAUGCGCCCUCAUGUUGGCACAGGGCACCGUCGGAGCAUACCUGGUGAGUGUGCUGACCACCCUGGAGCGGCGAUUCAACCUGCAAAGUGCUGACGUAGGAGUGAUAGCCAGCAGCUUCGAGAUAGGCAACCUGGCACUGAUCCUGUUUGUCAGCUACUUUGGGGCCAAAGCACAUCGACCCCGUCUGAUUGGCUGCGGGGGCAUCGUCAUGGCGCUUGGCGCCCUUCUAUCAGCUCUUCCUGAGUUUCUGACUAAACAGUAUGAAAUAGGGGAUACGUGGAGGACUGACUUAGGUCGGGAUGCUUGCUCCAACACCACCACCAACGAGGCGGAGGACAAUGUGUGCGCCAACAAGGCCAACACUAACAUGAUGUACCUGCUGCUGAUCGGAGCCCAGGUCCUGCUGGGGAUAGGAGCCACGCCGGUGCAGCCCCUGGGGGUGUCCUACAUUGAUGAUCACGUGAAGAAGAAAGACUCUUCACUCUAUAUAGGAAUCCUCUUCUCCACUCUGGUGUUCGGGCCUGCCUGCGGCUUCAUCCUCGGCUCCCUCUGCACUAAGUUCUACGUGGACGCCAUCUUCAUCGACGCCAGUAAGCUGCCCAUCACUCCAGACGACCCGCGGUGGAUCGGCGCCUGGUGGGCCGGCUUCCUCCUGUGCGGUGCCUUACUCUUCUGCUCGGCUCUCUUCAUGUUCGGCUUCCCUCAGUCGCUGCCGACCAAGGAGAGAGAGGAGGGGGUGGACAGCGAGCAGGUUAUGCUUCCUCCCUCUCUCAGUUCAGAUUAUGAGACUCCUAAGUCGAGUAAUGGGGUCGUACGCAACCACGAGGCUGCCAACGGCGCCACCUGCUGUCAGCAGCUCAGGGUGAUCCCCAAAGUGACCAAGCACCUCCUGUCGAACCCCGUGUUCACCUGCAUCAUCCUGGCAGCCUGCAUGGAGAUCGCAGUCGUGGCUGGCUUCGCAGCCUUUCUGGGGAAAUACCUUGAGCAGCAGUUCAACCUCACCACCACCUCUGCUAACCAGCUGCUAGGUAUGACCGCCAUUCCAUGUGCGUGUCUGGGGAUCUUCAUGGGCGGUCUGCUGGUGAAGAAGCUGAACCUGUCGGCACUGGGAGCCAUCCGCAUGGCCAUGCUGGUCAACCUGAUCUCCACCGCCUGCUACGUCUCCUUCCUGUUCCUGGGCUGUGACACGGGCCCGGUGGCAGGAGUGACUGUCAGUUAUGGCAACAGGACCCUGCGAGUGGGCGAGAAACCCGAAGCUCAGUGCAUCAGCCACUGCAACUGCCUCACCUCCUCCAUCAGCCCCGUGUGCGGCUCUAACGGCGUCACCUACCUGUCCGCCUGCUUCGCUGGCUGCACCCGGACGCAAGGCGCUCAGACCACGUCGAGCAUCUCUCAGAACCUGACUGGAUGUGGCUGUAUAUCCGCUGAGAGUGAAUUCGCCACAGCGGUUCCGGGGAAAUGUCCGACACCAGGCUGCCAAGAGGCUUUCCUCAUCUUCCUGUGUGUGAUCUGUGCUUGCAGCCUGGUCGGAGCCAUGGCCCAGACUCCCUCUGUUAUCAUCCUAAUCAGGACUGUGAGCCCUGAACUGAAGUCAUACGCACUCGGAGUGCUGUUCCUGUUGCUACGACUUCUCGGAUUCAUCCCCCCUCCUCUGAUCUUCGGUGCUGGGAUCGACUCUACUUGCCUUUUCUGGAGUGACGACUGCGGCGAUAAGGGUGCUUGCCUGCUGUACGACAACAUCAAAUACAGGCAUCUGUACGUGAGCCUCGCCAUCAUCCUCAAGGGCGUCGCCUUCCUUCUCUACAGCACCACGUGGUACUGCCUACGCAGGAACUACAAGAAGUACAUCAAAGGUCACGAGGGCUACAUGACGCCAGCCGAGUUCUACCCCUCUCUAACAGACGGCCCCAAACUAGUCGACAGGACAAAGUUUAUAUAUAACCUAGAGGACCACGAGUUUUGUGAAAAUAUGGAGUCAGUUUUAUAGCUUAUGCAAGAAAGAAAGGACAAUGUGGACGUUCACAUUCUCCCUAAAGGACUUUUUUUAUGAUUUUAUUCCUCUUUUCUUGAAAAGGAUUAAAUUAAAUUUUUGAUAAAAAGGCAAUCUAUUUAAUGGCCCGGUCAGGUCUCAGGACACGUGGCGUCUCCACUGCGCGCCACGUCCCUCGGUAAACUUUCGAAAAGGGUCCAUUUUUUAGUCGUUUACGUAUCAGCGAGGUGUUUGUCCAGUGAAUUCCUGUGUUGACUUGGUGGUAGACGACGACUACAGUACUGUCGGGCUCAGUCCUAGUUGAUUAUUAGUCGGUGGACACGAUGCUACUACAACUAGAGUUGCCAUAUUGUUUUUAGGGGUCUGCCAUGAUCCCACUGAUCUGUCUGAAGAAUGCAGUCAGCGCACCGUGUGUUCUGUCUGUCACUCGCUCUCAAAAAUGAGAUUUUUACGAGACAAGCUUGGGUGGCUCUUCAGUUAUUCUUUUUUUUUUUUUUUUUAAAGUUGCCAAGUGUUUACAAACUAAUAGUUGAUCAGUUUUAAUGCAUCUGAUUUUUAAUGCAGGAAGGUUUUCUUAUGAAACGAGAACAGAAAACGCCCUCACUGGGUUGUUAUAGUGGCCUAUUAGAUGUUUUAACUUGUCACAAAUCAAGUCUAAUACCUUUUUAAAACAAGCUAGUGUUUUCACGUCACCAUGCACUGUUCAGUUUCUCGUUCUCUUGCUGGAUCACAGGCCCUGGUUUUGAUACUGUAGACUAGACUGUGAAGUCUUGUCUCGUAGGUGCAAUUCACGUCACAUAGGUCCGUGUUUAUUACUAGUUCUGUGUCGGGCUGCAGGUUUGUUUUUCAUUAUAGAAGUUUUUCAUUUCCAUGUUUGUUUGUACAUCUGCAGAGUUUAUUCAGCCUAAUAUGUCUUAAUAAGGGAUUUAUUCAAUGAGAAUGUUAAUUAUAUAUAUUUUUUUCUUCUGACGUUUGCGGCUAGUGGAAAAAAAAGAAGAAAAAACAAGAGAGCUAUUCCUUUGUGUUUGGAAAUUCAAGUAAAAGAGAUGAGGAGUAUUAAUAUAUUUGUUUCAUUAGGCCCAGAAUGUUUAUUAGAUUGUAUUUGAGAGGACAAGUAUAAAUUAAAUAUAAUCUAAUUAAUUGUCAGAGAGGUUUAAGAUGCCACAGAAGAUUUGGGACUAUUCAUAGUGAUGAAAUGUUGCAUUGUUGUGGGGGGAAAAAAAAUAUAAUCAGUACCUUCAAACCUGUAUUAUUUGGGCGAAAAGUUACAGAUAUGCUUCAGGAGGCUGUGUGUGUGUGUGUGUAUGUGUGUGCGAGGUCAAACAAAGCAAAGAGCACACUGAAUUUAUUCCUGGACAUUUGAGCGGUUCUUCAGCCCAGUGCGACCUGUUGCUCUACUGAUCUCAGCAGUUAAAGUUUUGGCAUCGCCCCUUUUCUUACACUUUUUGUAUGGCAACAUAUCAUUUAUUUUACUCUGGAAAUAAAUUAUUUUUCAGAAAAUACA